Molecule: messenger RNA, 1272 nt
Organism: Durio zibethinus
Lineage: Eukaryota; Viridiplantae; Streptophyta; Magnoliopsida; Malvales; Malvaceae
Product: protein RESPONSE TO LOW SULFUR 2-like
Biological process (GO): cellular oxidant detoxification
Source: RefSeq, a predicted model, not a curated record
AUAUCGGAGAAAAGAGCCCUGGAUUGGAUGGUUGGGUUUUGGAGGUUUCAAGAAUCUACAACAGAGCUUCAUCGACAUUUGUGCAUUUGUUUUACUUAUCUUCAUCAUUCAUUCAAGUGAUUUGAUAAAACCUAAAUGAAAAAGUGUCGGUGAAUGGAAGACCAUAUCUUAAAAAUGGACGAAUGCCUACUAAUAACAUCGGGUUUGAUAUCAGGCCGGGUAGUGGGGGUCCCGAAUGGACCCAAAACCCAAUUAAAAUUAUUAAAUAAGAAGGCCAAACUUCACGCAAGAAGCCCUUAACCCAUUGCGUCACGUCUAUCGACAGGCUGCAAUUAUGUGCACAAGGACAAGGAAAGGUCACGCAAAUCAAAUAGUGCAAAGAGUUGAAAUUGAAUUUGUAAAAGCAUUAAGCAUAUAGCAACGCCAAUAAAGAAAAGGGCAUUUUUGGUUGAAGCUAUAUAGGAGAGUCUACUCCUCCCACAUCGGUUGAUCCUCCAUAACUGCAUCUACUGUACUCUCCACCAAUCAAAGUAAAAAACAUAUAACAACGAGCAAAUGGCUCCAACAAUGGCUGUAGCUGAUUCCAAAGCCAUGGCAGCAAAGAAAAAAGAGGAGGAAGAGUUGAGAAAGAGAAACCAAGAGUUGGAGAAGGAGUUGAAGGAGAGCAGGGAAAGAGAGGAACAUAUGAGAAAAGAGUUACAAAAGAUAUGGGAAAGGCUAAGGGUGGCGGAAGAAGCCGAGGAAAGGCUGUGUUCUCAGUUGGGAGAGCUAGAAGCAGAGUCCUUCAAUCAGGCCCGUGCUUACAACGCCCAUAUCCUCUACCUCAUGAACCAGCCCUCCAAACCACAGCUCCCCUGCACCCAUCUCCAUCCUUUGAUUUUUUUUUUUCCAAAAGUUUUCUAGUACUAGUAUAUAAUUUUUGGCUUCUGGUUUUGUCUGAUGUUUUAUUAUGUAACAAAGGCGUGAGGAGUCUAACCAAGUUUGUCUAUGGAUCCGUAAAUAUAUGAGUUCCAGUCUGUUGCUAAUCAGCAGUUAUGUAAACAAUGUUAAAUAUUCAUGUGUCAGCGUUUGAAUUGUGGCAGGACAAAAAAUACUAGUCGGUUACUAAAAAUUUAAUGACAACAUGGUAAGAUGACACAGCACACAGCAACCAAUUGAGCCAACUUGGUGUUUUGUUGGACGAAUGAGAGAACUCCAUGUGGCAGAAAGGAUAUAGUGGCUAAACCACCGAGGGAAUCAGGAAUGGAUUGGAGAAGUUGUUGAUUUUAAGAA